Mastomys coucha (southern multimammate mouse) is the source of this 699-nucleotide messenger RNA. It is a transcript of the gene Apcs, whose product is annotated as amyloid P component, serum. Bases 1 to 699 code for a protein of 232 amino acids. Gene Ontology annotation, biological process: innate immune response. The record is from RefSeq and is a predicted model, not a curated record. The transcript is spliced from 2 exons. Gene Ontology annotation, molecular function: complement component C1q complex binding. Lineage: Eukaryota; Metazoa; Chordata; Mammalia; Rodentia; Muridae.
AUGGACAAGCUGCUGCUUUGGGUGUCGAUCUUCACCAGCCUUCUUUCAGAAGCCUUUGCUCAGGCCGACCUCAAAUCGAAGGUAUUUGUGUUCCCCAGAGAAUCUGAAACUGAUCAUGUGAAGCUGAUCCCACAUCUAGAGAAACCUCUGCAGAAUUUUACACUGUGUUUCCGAACCUACAGCGAACUUUCCCGCUCUCACAGUCUUUUCUCCUACAGUGUCAGGGGCAAAGACAAUGAGCUACUAAUUUAUAAAGAAAGAGUUGGAGAAUAUAGCCUAUACAUCGGAAAUUCAAAAGUCACGGUCCAUAGUGUGGAAGAAUACCUUUCUCCAGUACACUUAUGUACUACCUGGGAGUCCUCCUCUGGCAUUGCUGAAUUUUGGGUCAAUGGAAAGCCUUUGGUAAAAAAGGGGUUGCAGAGGGGAUACACUGUGCAAGCCCCACCCAGUAUAAUCCUGGGACAGGAGCAGGAUAGCUAUGGAGGAAGGUUUCAAAAGUCACAGUCCUUUGUGGGAGAGUUUGCGGAUUUGUACAUGUGGGACUAUGUGCUGACCCCACAAGACAUCCUACUUGCAUACAGAGAUUUCCCUAUCAAUCCUAAUAUUAUAGAUUGGCAGGCUCUGAAGUAUGAAAUAAAUGGCUAUGUACUCAUCAGGCCCCGUGUGUGGGAUAUAGAUCUUAACAACAAAAUGAGAUAG